Sphaeramia orbicularis (orbiculate cardinalfish) is the source of this 1013-nucleotide messenger RNA. RefSeq names its product TAF12 RNA polymerase II, TATA box binding protein (TBP)-associated factor (gene taf12). The coding region runs from base 295 to 693 and encodes 132 amino acids. The record is from RefSeq and is a predicted model, not a curated record. Gene Ontology annotation, biological process: RNA polymerase II preinitiation complex assembly; DNA-templated transcription initiation. The transcript is spliced from 6 exons. Gene Ontology annotation, cellular component: SAGA complex; transcription factor TFIID complex. NCBI's taxonomy places the organism in Eukaryota, Metazoa, Chordata, Actinopteri, Kurtiformes, Apogonidae. Gene Ontology annotation, molecular function: TBP-class protein binding; protein heterodimerization activity; DNA binding.
UGGAUAUUCACAAAGCGGAAGUGGUGGAAAAAAACAGCCUCGUUCCUUUUUUCUUGUUUUUCAGUGUCAGUUUGCAGCUUUUCUGUAUCCGCUUCACACAGUCAUCGCAGCGACAACAAAACAUGGAUAGAUAGUGUUUGUAUUAUUGGGUAAGGUGACAGUCUAUUGUAUUUACGGACUUUACAUCUGUAAAAAAUAAUUCGUCACAUAAUUGCCCGACCUGGACUGUCACUCACAGACGGGACAUACCGGAUUUGACUCUUGUAAACCCCCUCCACUUCUCUGAGCCACAUCAUGGCUAAUAGCACCACCACAACAGUGAAAGUUCUGGGAGCCCCUGGCCCUGCUGGCAGAAGUAGUCCAGAAGGAUCUCAGGUUCUCAGUAAGAAGAAGCUACAGGACCUGGUGAGAGAGAUUGACCCAAAUGAACAGUUGGAUGAGGACGUGGAGGAGAUGCUGCUACAGAUUGCAGAUGACUUUAUAGAGAGUGUAGUGACAGCUGCUUGUCAACUGGCACGGCAUCGUAAGUCCAACACCUUGGAGGUAAAGGACGUUCAGUUACAUCUUGAGCGCCAGUGGAACAUGUGGAUUCCUGGUUAUGGAUCAGAUGAGAUUCGACCAUUUAAGAAGGCUUGCACCACAGAGGCUCACAAACAGAGAAUGGCGCUGAUCCGCAAGACAACCAAAAAGUAGCAAGACUGUACACUAAUGUGUUGUAAUUGCUCUGUGUAUUUUCAUGUCUUUGGGUUUUUACUUUUUUUUUUUUUUCUUUGCAUCUGGGAUUUUUUUUUUCUUUUUGAUUAAUGAAGAAGACUGAGAUGGUUGGGGUAGGGGUGUAUUUUUUUGUCAUUAGAUAGUAUUUCACUGUCAUAACUCCCCAAUUUGUGCGUGUUUUGUCAGCAUCAUUACAUAAAAUGUCAUUCAUGUCUGUGAUACCUUUUUGUUGACAUUUAGCUAAGCCUGGCAAAACUUUAUUGAUUGCAUUUUUGACAAUAAACAUUUACAGGAAGACA